Molecule: messenger RNA, 1370 nt
Organism: Pseudocercospora fijiensis CIRAD86
Lineage: Eukaryota; Fungi; Ascomycota; Dothideomycetes; Mycosphaerellales; Mycosphaerellaceae
Exons: 2
Coding region: 16-618 (200 amino acids)
Biological process (GO): ribosomal large subunit biogenesis
Cellular component (GO): nucleolus
Source: RefSeq, a predicted model, not a curated record
AUCACCACUCCCGCGAUGAGGAUCGAAACGUGCUACUUCUGCUCGCAGCCGGUCUACCCGUCCAAGGGUAUCACCUUCGUGCGGAACGAUGCCAAAGUCUUCAAUUUUUGCCGCUCGAAAUGCCACAAAAACUUCAAGAUGAAGCGAAACCCACGCAAGCUGGCAUGGACCAAAUCCUUCCGCCGCGCACACGGCAAAGAAAUGACGGUCGACUCCACGCUCGCCUUCGCACAACGCCGCAAUAUCCCAGUUCGCUACAACCGCAAUAUGGUGGCCAAGACCCUGGAGGCCAUGCAGAGAAUAUCGGAGAUCAGAGCAAGACGUGAGAGACAGUUCUACAAGAACCGCAUGAAGGGCAACAAGGAGCUGCAGCUCGAAGCAGACAGGAAGCUUGUGGCUGAGAACCAGCACUUGCUCCCGCUUCAGUACAGAGAUCAGGUCGAGCAGGUCAUGAAGGAGGUUGUGGAGCCUAUGAAGGCGGAAGUGGAGGCGAUGGAGGAGGAGAUCCCGCUCGAGGAGCAAGAACGACUCCAGCCGGCGAAGAGCGCUCUGAAGCAGAAGAAGAAGCGGAGAUUGGUGGUCGGCGUCGGUGUGGAAGAGAUGGAUGUGGAUGGUUGAGUCUGCGGGAUGUUGAUGCGGCGAAAGCUGCUCUGUGUUUGUUUGAAAGCGUUGGCGCUCGGCGUUGGUGGAAAAAUUUGCAUGGAGCGAAGAUGUGAAAAGGCUGGAGGUUAUGCUAUGCUCCAUUGCACAAUACUCAUGAAAACUGUGAAGCAAGGCUAGUUUCUCUGAGUCCACGAACCAUUCUGGAAAGGUAGACCUUCGACUUGAGGUGCGGUCUGACUUGCUAGCGUAUUCGCCGAUCGACUGGUAGGGAUGCAAUCCCAAAUCUCGACCUCAUUCGUUGAAAGAAGACUGAUUUGCAGGACUUCUAUCGAAUAGGCGAUCGCAGCAAGUCCACGUUGAGGUCCCUUAGACUGCGGUCAAUCCCAUCAUCAGUUCAAUCCGCUCGAUUCGACCCGUCCAAGAUGCUUGGUCUGGUGGUGCAGGCUCGAAAGAGUGAUUAGAAGCAUAAAUGCUAUCUUUCGACAAUGUAACCAAUAGAUUUCGGCCUAGUCCUCAAGAAAUACCCAAUAUACACCACCAUGGUCCUGAAGUCGGACAAGCAUUGGGCUUGCUGCGAGGAUGCUGAGCUGUGCUGCAUCAGGAUGCUUGUUUAAUCCUCACCAUGCGACACAUCAUGACUGGCAGCUCCGAUUUGCGCGCUCUUAGGUAUGGGCCAUGAGCCAGUGCAUCUGUCGCCAUGUAGGCUUGUCGUGAGUGAAGCUAUCUAUCACGAGAAUAUGCUUAGAAAUGCAGAAGCUUGACGGGUG